CUCUUUCGCCAUCGUAACAGCGAGGCCACGCCUAGCAACAGCACUAUUAUUUAAGCGCAAUUGUGAGAAUUGCCCGUUUAAUCAACCUCUUCAUUUUAUUUCUAGUUUUAAUUGAACCGCUGUUGAGUAGUGUUAGUUAAAAUGCGUGAGUGUAUCUCUGUCCACGUUGGUCAGGCUGGGGUCCAGAUUGGCAAUGCCUGCUGGGAGCUUUACUGCCUGGAACAUGGGAUCCAGCCGGACGGACAGAUGCCCAGUGACAAGACUUGCGGAGGAGGAGAUGAUUCCUUCAACACCUUCUUCAGUGAGACUGGAGCUGGAAAGCACGUCCCCAGGGCUAUUUUUGUGGACCUGGAGCCCACUGUCAUCGAUGAGGUGCGUACUGGGACCUACCGCCAGCUGUUCCACCCUGAGCAGCUGAUUACCGGCAAGGAGGAUGCUGCCAACAACUACGCCCGUGGACAUUACACCAUCGGCAAAGAGAUCAUCGACCUGGUGCUGGACAGGAUCCGCAAACUGGCUGACCAGUGCACUGGCCUUCAGGGCUUCCUGGUUUUCCACAGCUUCGGAGGUGGCACCGGCUCUGGUUUCACCUCCCUGCUGAUGGAGCGUCUGUCUGUGGACUACGGAAAGAAGUCCAAGCUGGAGUUCGCCGUCUACCCAGCUCCCCAGGUAUCCACGGCUGUGGUGGAGCCCUACAAUGCCAUCCUGACCACCCACACCACCCUGGAGCACUCUGACUGUGCCUUCAUGGUGGACAACGAGGCCAUAUACGAUAUCUGCCGUAGGAACCUCGAUAUCGAGCGUCCUUCUUACACCAACCUGAACAGGUUGAUCAGUCAGAUUGUGUCCUCCGUCACUGCCUCCCUUCGUUUUGACGGUGCCCUCAAUGUUGAUCUGACAGAAUUCCAGACCAACUUGGUGCCGUAUCCCCGUAUCCACUUCCCUCUGGCCACCUAUGCCCCUGUCAUCUCUGCUGAGAAGGCUUACCAUGAGCAGCUCUCAGUGGCAGAAAUCACCAACGCCUGCUUUGAACCAGCCAAUCAGCUGGUGAAAUGUGACCCUCGCCACGGCAAAUACAUGGCCUGCUGCCUUUUGUAUCGUGGUGACGUGGUGCCCAAAGAUGUGAAUGCCGCCAUUGCCACCAUCAAGACCAAGCGCUCCAUCCAGUUUGUGGACUGGUGCCCCACUGGUUUCAAGGUGGGCAUCAACUACCAGCCGCCCACUGUAGUUCCUGGUGGAGACCUGGCCAAGGUCCAGAGAGCCGUGUGCAUGCUGAGCAACACCACUGCUAUUGCAGAGGCCUGGGCUCGACUUGACCACAAGUUUGAUCUGAUGUACGCUAAGCGUGCCUUUGUUCACUGGUAUGUGGGUGAAGGGAUGGAGGAGGGAGAGUUCUCUGAGGCCAGAGAAGACAUGGCAGCCCUGGAGAAGGAUUAUGAGGAGGUUGGAGUCGACUCUAUUGAGGGAGAGGGGGAGGAGGAAGGAGAGGAGUACUAAUAAUAAAUAAAUCUGACUUAGGUGUCAUUCCUUAACAAGUACAGGAGUACAAUAUAUUGCUUGUUUUGUUGAUUUAACCUUUUCUGAAUUCUAAAUGUAUUGCUGUAGUUGUAUUUGCCUUUUGUGUACUGGUAUGUGUGUGAGGGUAUGGAGGAGGCCAGUGAGGAUAUGGCAGUUCUGGAGGAGGAUGUAGUAUAGUAUUAAACAGGCAUGCAUUCCCUUUUGUGAUAUUUUAAUGUCUAAAAAUAAAGUUUGUUUAUUGACUGCA
Messenger RNA from Sander lucioperca (pikeperch), 1765 nucleotides. Its product is annotated as tubulin alpha-1B chain-like. Lineage: Eukaryota; Metazoa; Chordata; Actinopteri; Perciformes; Percidae. Gene Ontology annotation, molecular function: GTP binding; structural constituent of cytoskeleton. Gene Ontology annotation, biological process: microtubule cytoskeleton organization; mitotic cell cycle. The record is from RefSeq and is a predicted model, not a curated record. Gene Ontology annotation, cellular component: microtubule; cytoplasm. Bases 142 to 1497 code for a protein of 451 amino acids. The transcript is spliced from 4 exons.